Molecule: messenger RNA, 761 nt
Organism: Bursaphelenchus xylophilus (pine wood nematode)
Lineage: Eukaryota; Metazoa; Nematoda; Chromadorea; Rhabditida; Aphelenchoididae
Source: the annotation of a GenBank genome assembly
AUGCACCCUCCAAAUGCAUUAGUUUUCCAUUGGCUGGGUGUUUGGAUCGGAUUCCUUCUCCUCCCUCAUAUUUGUACGUCUAAAUUCUUCCCCAAUCUCAUCUUGGGCCUUGUUUUAGAUGCUCCAAAAACCACUCCUUCCACUCGAUCCAAGGGCGAGAUUGCUUGUUAUUCCUGUUUCUCAGUCAGUUCGGUGGAUCCAUUGGACGAAGAUAUUAUUAUUCAACACAAUGAGAACGUCACUAUUAUCAAGGAUAUCAUGAGAGAAGUGAGUUUCUAAGAUCUAAGUAAAUGAUUCCAAUUUAAGGCCGGCAUGACCGUACCUGCAUUGGCGCCCCGGUGUGCUGAUAGAACAACGUCAGGGAAUUUAAAUUUUUUCGGUGCUCGUGUCCACUUGUGUCAGAAUAGUGUGGAUGAACCCGGGGCUUGUGUCAAGCUAAAGGGGAGCUUCAACGGCAAGUCAGCGAUGACUGACUUGCCAUAUCAUUGUCAUCCAAGCUACUCCAAUAUUAUGUAAUUUCAGGCGAGAGUUUUGUCUAUCGAGAUUGUUGGGAACAAAUGUGGGAAGAUCCCCGGCCCUUUCAUCAUCGGAUGUCCCAGAGAUGUUUCGCCGAUGAAAUGGUUCAGAAUUUCAUUGGGACUGAUAAAAAUACAAUUUGUUUUUGUGAGGACGACCUCUGCAAUGCCUCAAAGCGAUGGACAAUGUCUCCAUCAAUUACAAUACUGGUCAUUUUUGCAACAAUUGGGAAAUAUCUAAUGUAA